Molecule: messenger RNA, 1860 nt
Organism: Folsomia candida
Lineage: Eukaryota; Metazoa; Arthropoda; Collembola; Entomobryomorpha; Isotomidae
Gene: Pngl
Product: peptide-N(4)-(N-acetyl-beta-glucosaminyl)asparagine amidase
Exons: 7
Coding region: 203-1783 (526 amino acids)
Biological process (GO): protein deglycosylation; glycoprotein catabolic process; protein quality control for misfolded or incompletely synthesized proteins
Cellular component (GO): cytosol; cytoplasm; nucleus
Molecular function (GO): peptide-N4-(N-acetyl-beta-glucosaminyl)asparagine amidase activity
Source: RefSeq, a predicted model, not a curated record
GUGUCACUUUACUACACGAUCUGAUAUUUGUUUAAUUUGUCCUUCCUCUUAUCAAAGUAAAUAUUCAACGCCCAACAAAAUGUGUUUUUGAUUAUACAUGGAGAACUACAAGUAGGACUUCCUUUGGUCAUUCCAAAUUUAAAUACUUUUUAAAGAUUUUAAUAUUAUCCUGACGCAAGGUCCUACACCUCACGAGUCUACCAUGUCGACGACGUUUGAAAAGGAGUUGCAAUCCAUGAUUGCCCAGUUUGCCCUUUACGAGCAACCGAAUAACCAGGCUGCAGCGUUGGCAGAAGUCCCCUCCGACUUUCUCAUGGCUGUGGCUCGAGCGAAAUGUGAGAGUAAUCCAGGUCAGGUCGACGAGGCUCCGAAUAAAAAUUUAGUUCAAGAUAUGUAUCUUUUGGAACUAAUGUCCUGGUUUAAAAAUGAGUUUUUUUCUUGGAUGAACUCACCUAAUUGUCCUCGAUGUCAAAAACCUACCACUGCGAUAGGUACGGGAGUACCAAGUGUAGAGGAAUUAGCAAAAUCUGCUUCACGAGUGGAACUUUUUACUUGUUCCAAUUGUUUCAAGGACAAUAGAGAGAUUGCGAGAUUUCCAAGAUAUAAUCAUCCAGCCGUCCUUUUAAAAACCAGAACGGGUCGUUGUGGCGAAUGGGCGAAUUGUUUUGCCUUGAUCUGCCGAGCAACGGGUUUUGAAGUUCGGCAUGUUAGAGACUGGACAGAUCAUGUCUGGCUUGAAGUAUUUUCCUCCAGCUUGACCCCAAACCGAUGGGUGCAUGUGGACCCUUGUGAAAAUUCAUACGACAGUCCUCUUCUAUAUGAGAAUGGUUGGGGCAAGAAGUUGUCCUAUGUGAUUGCUGUGAGCCAGGAUGAUUUGCAGGACGUUACAUGGCGAUAUAUUCAAGAAAAAAGUCUUAGAGAUGUUCUUUCACGUCGACGUCUCAUAAACGAAAGCAGGCUAGUUGACUUAAUAAUGGGCUUGAAAAAGAGGCUGCAAGCAAAUAUUUCAGACAGUCGGAGAGAGUUGCUCGCAUCACGAAUGAUUCAAGAAUUGGUCGAAUUUUUGUACCCAAGAGCUGAAUUUCAGUUGAAAAAUUCAGAGACUGAAGGUAGGGGCUCGGGAUCCUUGGCAUGGAGACUGGCUAGACAGGAGUUGGGGCCAACAAAGGAGAAUCAAACUGAUGACUCCGGUUAUGUAUGGGUGAUUGGGAAUGAUCGAAUUUUCGACUCCAAAUUUGUUAUGAGCUAUGAUUCAAAGAAGGAUCAGUAUUUUGUACACAAUGGAAAUUCGUCUGUUGAAACAAAACCUGGCUGGGAAGAAGGAGCUCGUUAUGUGGAAAAUAUCUUUCAGAAGAGGGAACAUGAUUGGAAAAUGGUAUAUUUAUCAAGGAGAGAACAAUCAAACGGUGACACCCGGGGUACAAUUUCUUGGCAGUUUGACCUAUCUGAUCCAACCUUACAAAUAAAGAAGGUUCAAAUAGUCGUUGGGCGUUCAACUUUCCAUUCCUCGGCAUCUAUUGUAACAACAUUGACGGAUAACUUGGGCAACGUGCACAAGCUUUGCGAUGUAAAUACGGUUGAUGACUUAUUUUGCUGGAGUUCUUCUGAUGUGGGAUCAUUCCAAUUAUGCAAUAGUAUAACAUUAACCUGCACAUUGCAAGGUGGCGAAGGCAGCAACGCCUGGCAGCAUGCACAACUUUUUCGACAAAAAUUAGAUUCCGAUAAUUCAGGUUGCAGUUUGCGAGUUGAACUUGAUAUUGUUUCAAAAUCUAACCCUAUUUAAAUAAGUUAUAAUUAAGCCGCAGAGUGAUUAUUGGCUGUUCAUGUUGCAAAUAGAGAAUAAACAAUAAAUAUUCACGA